AUGGCGUUGCCUCAUUCCUCUCAAGGACUAUGUGCCCGCCACAACAUGUCUCUAGAAGCAUCGCGACACCGUCGCAAGAAGACUCAAGCUGUGGAUCUUCUCAUGCGUCUGAAAGUCCCACAACAGAUGAUGACUUAUUAUACUUGCACAGAAGAUGGCAAUGCCUUUUGGGCUGAUGCAGAUUUAAUCGAACAUUUACGAAAGCAGCACCACGCUAAAUUUAUCAGAAGGCCUGGUCGCCCAGGAAUCAUGGACGGCCAUGGGCAUAUCUGCAUUGCCAUCGAGAUCUUACAGCUUCCGUCUGUGAGCAUUAGCCCGAAGUGCUUCGGGUAUCAUUGUGCACAGUUGGCUUCACACAAAGGACCUCAGCUGUUGCCGGCUCAUUUUGUCCAGAGGACAAAGGUGAUAGCAGCGAGGUUUCGUAUAGUGACCCGUCAUGGCUGUUUCUUAGGCCCCGUUUUCAAAGUCGAAGUUGAAACCGUCUUCGGCAAAAUACACGUAACCAUAUGUCUAUUUAAUUUAUGGUGUGAUUAA
Molecule: messenger RNA, 534 nt
Organism: Aspergillus niger
Lineage: Eukaryota; Fungi; Ascomycota; Eurotiomycetes; Eurotiales; Aspergillaceae
Exons: 5
Coding region: 1-534 (177 amino acids)
Source: RefSeq, a predicted model, not a curated record